This is a messenger RNA of Lymnaea stagnalis (great pond snail), 516 nucleotides long. The record is from the annotation of a GenBank genome assembly. Lineage: Eukaryota; Metazoa; Mollusca; Gastropoda; Lymnaeidae.
ACCCCCGAGAAACUGAAGAACAAAAUAAUCAUCAAGGUUUUAACUGUUUUUAUUAUUUUAGGACUCUGUAAAUUUGUUUUGUUUCGUAAAAUAAACUGUCUUUUGGCCACUCAUGAAUUAGAGCCCUCACUACCAGACAACUGAGAUUGAUAAAUCAAACUUUUAUGACUAAAUUUUGAGACAAUUUAUCUUGCGGAUGACCAAAAGAAACUGAUGCAAAACAUUUUGGACUCUGGUCCUGGCCUCAAAUUUUAUAUUACAGUUACUGUGGCAGCGAACAUCAAAAAUUAAAUCAGUAUCUAGGCCUAUAAGAAAUGACAAUGGAUUGAAUUAGAUUUUGUUUUAUUUUAGGGCAAACGUCUCCCAAAAGCAUCAGAAAACUAUGAAGACGUCAGUGAUGAGGAUGAGGCGGCAGACAUGCCUGAUAAUACCAAUGGCAUCUCCAACAACAACAAAGUUAAAAGCAAAGAAGGGCAUCACAAGAUUAAAUUACACCCAGAAUUAAGUAAAAUCACC